AUGGGUUCUCAUAUGGUGUUGGCAGAGAUGGCAGGUUCAGGAGUCGAAAUUUGCCAGCAGUUGUAUGCUCCUUCUAAAAUGCCAGAUCCAGUAUUAUGGACAAAGGAUGGUGGAGAAUUACCAGAUCCUGAAAGAAUGGUUGUCAAUGGUAGGGAGCUAAACAUUAAUGUCCUAAAUAGAACGGACAAUGGUACUUACAGAUGUGAAGCAGAAAACUCUAUUGGCCUAAACAGUGCAGAGUAUGUUCUUAUUAUACAUGAUGUUUCCAACAUUUUGCUUCCCACCACUGUCAUCCCCUCCCUUACCACUGCAACAGUCACAGCCACUGUAGCCUUAACAGGCACAGGCACAUCGGCAACAGCCAUCAACACCCGAGAUCCCAAUACUUUCGCUGGAAAAACUGGACCAGAUCAUGCUCUUAUAGGAGGGAUAGUAGCUGUUGUUGUCUUUGUCACACUAUGUUCUAUAAUUCUCCUUGGUCGAUAUCUGGCAAGACAUAAAGGAACAUAUUUAACAAAUGAAGCUAAGGGAGCUGAAGAUGCACCUGAUGCGGACACAGCCAUUAUCAAUGCAGAAGGCAGCCAAGUUAAUGCAGAAGAGAAGAAAGAAUAUUUCAUAUAGAUGCAGACUUAGAUUCUCUGAACACCACUACUCACAAGGCUGACUCUUGGAGAAAACUGGCUCUCAUAUUUCUGAAUUAAUUUAUCCUGUCUUUUUUCUACCCUUGUUAAAGUGCAUAAUUGCUCUCAGUUGCCAGUUUGUACCAACAAUCAGCCAUGAACAUAAUUUUUUUUUCUUUAAUUACGGUACCAUUCAUAAUGCAGGACAUUUCUUAUUGCCUAAUCAUCAUAUCCAUUGCUCUUUUAACAUACAGUGCUUGAAUAUACAGCCUUAACAAUUUUAAUCAUCAUCUGUUCAUAUUUGGUUUUUCUACAUUUUAAAAAAAGUGUUCCUUUUGUUUCCUUUUCUUUUAUUAUGGUCCUUACCUGUAUUGCAUCAGACCAUUUUCAUAGCAAAUGUUCUUAGGUGAGGACCUAACUGUACUUACAUAAACCAUUACAAGUAAGAUUAGACGUUUACAAAGAAUGUUUUAUAUAUUGUCUGUAAUUCAAAAUCAGCCGAGCAUUGAAACAUUAUGCCCUAAGAAACACUAAUGAAAGCAUUCUACUAUAAUUUCUUGUGUGUUUGCAAAUGGCAGCAAAGGAGUAUGAACAGAACUUUUAUUUAAUGAAAUACUGGUAUUAACAGCAACUUCUGGGUGGUAACCAACACCAUACACUCUUUUCUACACAGAAUCCAAAGUGAUGGAUUAUGUAGCUCCAUUUUGAAAAUGGUUGUCCAGCUCUUUUACUGCUCCUAGAAUCAUAAAGACUUCCAUAUAUAUUUCUAUAAUUUGUAUUCCUUUUAAUUUAUUUGCUUCACGUGGGUCUAUCUGCCUACUCAAAUUGAACAUGUUCAUGGGGCACAACUGCAAGGCAUUUUAAUAUCUGUAUAUAGUGCAUAUAAUAAAUCCAAUUAAACAUUAUUUGAUACAUAUUUAACUUUUGGGGCUGUAGGUAAAUCAGUCACAAGUAAGCAUUUUCUAAUGUCCAUUAUAUCCCUUUAGAUAUAACUUAAAUUAAUAUUCUAAGUAGAUAACAUGUAUUAGUACUUUUUGUCUGUAUGUCCUAGCACUGUUCAGCAGCAAUUUUUUCUAGUUCCAGUUAAUUUCUCUUUGUUAUACAAUGGAAGCACAAUGUUAUAUGGAAAGGUAGUUUUAAGCUAACAACCAGUGCACAGCCUCAGGUUUUGAAUUAUAACCACAUUAAUGAUUAAAGAUUAAGUUACUAAAAUUUUCAAUAUACGUAUAAUUUGGCAGUUCCAGAGCUGCUUAUCAAUGUUGGAUUUGCCAAACCCAAGCAGAAAAUGUUACAACAGCAACAACUCUCUGUGUUUUGUGUAUAUGGUAAAUGACUAAUCCUUUAUAUUAAAUUUCUGUCUAUGC
Messenger RNA from Python bivittatus (Burmese python), 1984 nucleotides. The record is from RefSeq and is a predicted model, not a curated record. Lineage: Eukaryota; Metazoa; Chordata; Lepidosauria; Squamata; Pythonidae.